Molecule: messenger RNA, 1693 nt
Organism: Paramecium pentaurelia
Lineage: Eukaryota; Ciliophora; Oligohymenophorea; Peniculida; Parameciidae
Source: the annotation of a GenBank genome assembly
AUGAACAAUAUUGAAAUAUUAUAGAAACUUUUAAUUGAAGAAAUCAUAAAUAAACAAUAUAGUCAAGAAGAGUUUGAAUAAUAUGUAUAACUAUAAGCACCAGAUAAAGGUAAAAUUUAUAUUUUGAUCAUAGAUGAUCUUUCAUAGUGGAAUUACGAUGACUUAAAAAUGUGUAUUGACAAUUUUUAAUCUUUAAAGAAGAAUUAAAUACAAACUUUAAAUUAAGAAAAAGAAAUUUAUGGAUUCUAAAAUAUUGAUGAAAAAUUAUACUAAGUAAUUGUAUCUAAUUAACAUAAAAUUUAUAUUGUAUAAUUUCUAAACUAUUUAAGGAUAAUAUCUCUUUAGAUCCUUAUGAAAAAGUAAUAAAAUGUUAAUAAGAGAAAUAUCUAAUUGAAAAUAAUGUUGAAUUAUAAUUUUAAAUUUCAAAGUAACUAAAAUAGAUAAUUUAGUCCCUAGGAAGUAAGAGAUUCUGGAUUAUGGUCAUUUAUCACAUAAAAAAAUAUUGUAGUAUUUUCAAUAUAAACAUUUCCAAUGUAAUGGAAGGUUUCAAGAACAUUAUAAGAAUUUGCAGAAUUAAGAAAAAUUAUUUGUCAAUAUUUUCCUGAAAAAAUAGUAUCACAUUAAACUAUUUAUUAGAUUCCUAGAUUUCCAUAUGGUAGAUUAACAAAAUUAGAUGAAAUGUUACCAAUUAUGGAGAAUAUCAUACUUUCUAUUAAAGUAAUAUUUAUUUAAAAUUAGAAUUUACUAUCACUUUAUAAUUAAAUACCUAUAAUAAGAACAAUAUAACCUUGUUUGUGGUUUGUUAAUGAAGUUAAUUAAUAAUUACUAUAAAAAAAGCUAAAAGAUGAAUUGUAAAAAGAAAAGAGAUAUAAUUUAUAAUAAAAAUAGACAAAAACUGGAGAAAUUAAAGUUUCUCUAACUUUUGAUGGAUAUAAAAAAUUCUUAGAUUAAUCAUCUUAUCCUUAAAAUGCUAUUAAUCUUCUCAAUCAAGUAAUCUCUAAUAUGAAUGAAUUCUUAGCUUACUAAAAAAAAUCCUAAGAAUUUUUAGGUAAUGCUUUUAAAUUUUUGUUUGAAUUAACAAAUACUUUACCAAAAUAUCCUGAAUAAAGUGGACUUAUUGAAUAUAUCAAUUUAGUAAACGAUCAUUUUAAUUAAAUAAUUUAUGAGAUAAAUGAUUCUUGUGCAUUACUUGAUAAUCAUUUAAAAUUAACAUUUGCAAAAUUAUUAAGAAGUCAUAAAUCUUUAAUAAGAUUAAGUUUAAAUGUUUAUGAAAUUAGAAAUAAAUUUGUUUAAGAUUAUAAUAUAUUAAAUAAAAAAAAGGAGGAUCUUAUUAAAAAUAAUGAUUAAAAAACAGUAAUUUAAAAAAUAAUCUAAUAAAAUAAAUUUGAUUAAUCAGAAUUCGAGAAAUUAUCAACUGACUCUGAUUAUUUAAAAGGGUUCCUUUAUGUUUCAGAAACUCAGUAAAAUUAAUAACUUUAGGAUCAAUUAGUGUAUAUGAUACAAUCAUUUUCAAAGGCUAUGGAUGAAUAAUUCAGAGUUGACGUGCUUAAAGUAGAUGCAAACUUUGGAGGAUUUCUUUAUGCAAAGCAGAAACUCUGUUAGAAAUAUGUAAGUUUAUUUGUUAAUCUAUUAGACUGAAUAAUGGAAAGAUUAAGUUAAUAAAUAUGAAAAGGUUAAAAGCAAAACAAAUUGA